UUGGACGCACAUCACAUGGGCAGACAGGGUAUUUACUAGCAGGAGCUGGACAUUCAUGAAACCUCGGAAACGUCACAUUUAUCAUGGAGACGCACUUUUUUUUCUAAAUGACACUACUCCAAUUUUGAAAACUUUCAAAUCCGAUUAGGUUACAAAAUGUCAAACUCUUACAGUCAGCGGUCUGUUGUCGUCCUGUCAUUACUGGGGAUUUUAUCGGCCAUUAUGUCCGUGUUAUCGGUCAUUCUGAUUUUCCAGCUGCAACCACAACACACGGCAAUGAAGGAGGACGCCACUUCGGUCGUGCCUCCGCAUGUCCGACCUUUUCUGUCCCCGGUGUCCACGAUACUCUCGGCUCUUUCGCUAACCCUGAACUUGAGCUCCGUGGUGGUUUGCCUUCUACACGGCUACUUUUCCACCGAGGUGUGUCGAGGAGAGCAGGACACCGAAAGAGCCGACUGGUUCCUAGUGGACAGUAGAGCUGUGCGACACUUAGCCAUCGGACUAUUCUGCCUGGGAGUUUCAAUCUAUUUAGCAGCUAUGUCCAUUUUUAUGCUCCUCAUAUUUGAGGCGGAGACAGGUAUUGCAAGCGCGUGUGUCCUGGCCUCUGGCAUCUUCAUUCUCCUGGUGGUGGUGAUCCACUCCCUGGUCAAGUUUUCCCGAGUGGCUAAACGAGGCCAAGACGACCAUCUGGAAAAUCUCUUUCGCAGUGAGCUCAGAAGUAGCAACGACAGUCCUGUGUCAUGGCCCUGCGAGCUUAAAAUUGGCGUGGACAAACUGCGGGUGCCCCGCAGACUUUCUCACUUCCAGCAUCACAUGUCGCUCACGCCUUCAAGUAGCCCUAGACACCAGCAGCAGCACCACCUGCAGGAGGACUACGCCCCUGUCGUCGAAGAAUUGCAAGGCCACUCGAGCAACACGGACGGCUACAGCGGUGGCGACAGCGCUCCUCGCUCACACAGGAGCUUAUCGUCAGACUCCGUUUUACAUAAGAGCAAACCCUGGAAUGGUGUCAACAACGAGAUGAGAAGCGUCCUGGCGCGCAAGUCGCUGAAUCCGGCAAAAGACUCGACGCUUGUGUAAUAACAGGCUGAUAAAGGUCGCAAUUUCAGUAAUUGCAUAGAUAUACAAUUUACACCUGAUUCGAUUCAAGAGCACAUGGAAUUGGAGAUACAGUAGGAAUAUAAGUACAGUGGUACCUCUACAUACGAUCACUUCGACACACGAUCUUUUCGACAUCCGACGUAAAAUUUGAGCCGCCAUUUGUUUCUACAUCCGACGAGUUGCUCGAAAUACGACGACAUGACAGCACUGCAAACGAACGCACGGUGGAUUUUCUUGUGUGAGAAAUCAACAGUUUUCAAAAAAAGUUGAUACAGUUGGAGAAACAAGGAAAAAAGUGAUGCUUACCUUUGAAAUGAAGAUGCAAGUUAUAGAAAAAUAUGAGCUUGGGGUGCGUGUCCCUGAACUGGCUCAACAAUACAGCUCCGUGGUCCUCUUCCGACCACCGUUCGCCACUAUUUAUAAGUUAAGGUGAAAAUUAUCAUUGUGGUAACAUUGCCAAGGAAAUCGCCAGCUUCGUCACGUUUUUAUCAUUUAUUUAAGAACUUAUCCAACACAAAACGCCCAUUAAGCAGUUGACUGCUCUCAAGAAAACGAAAGUAUUAUCUCUACCGCACCGACCUAUCUCACUUCGCGGUGCGUUCAGGGACAGUAAAAAGCCUGAACUGGCUCAACAAUACAGCUCCGUGGUCCUCUUCCGACCACCGUUCGCCACUAUUUAUAAGUUAAGGUGAAAAUUAUCAUUGUGGUAACAUUGCCAAGGAAAUCGCCAGCUUCGUCACGUUUUUAUCAUUAAUUUAAGAACUUAUCCAACACAAAACGCCCAUUGUCUUAAGCAGUUGACUGCUCUCAAGAAAACGAAAGUAUUAUCUCUACCGCACCGACCUAUCUCACUUCGCGGUGCGUUCAGGGACAGUAAAAAGUGUCCGCCAUAUUAGAAUCCGAUUCGUUACAUUAUUUACAGGAAUAAUUAUUAAUUAUUCUUCUUCUUAUUAUAUUAUUCUGAAUUAUUUAUUUAUAACGUAUUUGUUUUUCUAUGUUUAAUUGCCAUUUGUAACAGUGCCAGCAGUAUUUAUUAAGAAUUUAGUAUAUGUUUUUAGGCUUUGGAACGAAUUAAUGGAAUUAUAAUGUAUUCCUAUGGGAAAAUCCUGCUCGACAUACGACCAUUUCGACUUACAAACAAGGUCCUGGAACGAAUUAAAUUCGUAUGUAGAGGUACCACUGUAUUUAGUCAAUCACUAAGUGUGCAAGUUCUC
Corythoichthys intestinalis (scribbled pipefish) is the source of this 2315-nucleotide messenger RNA. RefSeq names its product transmembrane protein 221 (gene tmem221). The record is from RefSeq and is a predicted model, not a curated record. The transcript is spliced from 3 exons. Bases 157 to 1080 code for a protein of 307 amino acids. NCBI's taxonomy places the organism in Eukaryota, Metazoa, Chordata, Actinopteri, Syngnathiformes, Syngnathidae.